AUGCCGUCUACAGCUCUGCGCCUGCGGACCCUCGGCGCCUUUGCGCGCCAUGCGACAAAUCCCACUGCUGUCUUGUCCAGGUCAUUUUCCGCCACUGCCCGCCGAGCUGAGAUCAACAAGGUGCUGCCCUCCGCCGCCGAGGCCAUCAAGGACCUCAAGGCCAACUCGACGCUACUGUGUGGUGGAUUCGGUCUAUGCGGUGUCCCCGAUACUCUGAUCGACGAGGUCCUCAAGAGGCCCGACAUCACCGGCCUGACAGCCGUCUCGAACAAUGCCGGCACCGACAACUCCGGUCUCGGCAAGCUCCUCAAGACAAAGCAGGUCAAGAAGAUGAUUGCUAGCUACAUUGGCGAAAACAAAACGUUCGAGACAAUGUACCUCACCGGCCAGGUUGAGCUAGAGCUGACCCCCCAAGGAACCCUCGCAGAGCGAUGCGCAGCCGGUGGUAAAGGCAUUCCUGCUUUCUACACGCCCGCGGCCUUUGGAACUGUCGUCCAGACCGGCGAUCUGCCGCUAAAGAACAAGCCCGACGGCUCACCGGACGUGUACUCUUACCCCAAGGAUGUCAAGGUGUUCAAUGGCAAGCCAUACCUCCUCGAAGAGAGCAUUGCCGGCGAUUAUGCCUUUGUCAAGGCGUACAAGGCCGACAAGCUCGGCAACUGUCAGUUCCGCCUGGCGGCCAACAACUUCAACGGCGCCAUGGGCCGCAACGCCAAAGUCACCAUUGUCGAAGCCGAGCACAUUGUGGAGCCGGGCGAGAUUCCUCCCGAGGCCAUCCACCUGCCCGGCAUCUACGUCAAGCGCGUGAUCCAGAGCACCAGCCCCAAGAAUAUCGAGAAAUACACCUGGGCCAAGGAGGAUACCGAUGCCGACGCCAAGGCCGUCCUGGGGACGGGUGAGACUGCGGCCAAGAGGGAGCGAAUUGUCAAGCGAGCAGCAAAGGAGUUCAAGAACGGCAUGUAUGCCAACCUGGGCAUCGGCAUGCCCAUGCUUGCGCCCGGCUUUGUCGGUCCCGAGGUCGAGGUCCAGCUGCAGUCCGAGAACGGUAUCCUGGGCCUUGGCCCCUACCCAAAGAAGGGCCAAGAGGACCCCGAUUUGAUCAAUGCCGGAAAGGAGACAGUCACCCUCAAGCCCGGUGCCGCGGUAUUUGGCAGCGAAGAGAGCUUCGGCAUGAUCCGCAGCGGCAGGAUCAACCUGACCAUCCUCGGUGCCAUGCAGGUCAGCGCAACUGGCGACCUGGCCAACUGGAUGCUGCCGGGCAAGGUCAAGGGCUUUGGAGGCGCCAUGGACCUUGUGAGCAACCCCAGUGCCACCAAGGUCGUGGUGACCAUGGAGCAUACCGACAAGAAGGGAAACCCCAAGAUUGUCAAGCAGUGCGCAUUCCCGCUCACUGGCCGCGCGUGCGUCUCUAGAAUCAUUACCGAGCUGGGUGUUUUUGAUGUCGACUUUGCCCAUGGCUUGACCCUGGUCGAGAUCGCAGAUGGAGUGACGGUAGACGAGAUCAAGAGCAAGACGGAGGCGCCCUUCACGGUCGCUGAGGACCUGAAGCCCAUGCUAUAAAUGGUCGCUACUGAUGGGAGGUUGGGGUUGUAUCUGUUACAGCACUACGAGGCAAGGUGCUAAUGUGUGUAUAUAUACCAAAAAACUGGCGGUUGUAAGACUGAUGGGGGAUGCUGCAUGAACCGGCACAGGUUUGCUGUGCCCGGAUACCAGCACAGGCGUUCGGGGGAGGAGAUAGAGUAAGACAGCGUUGAUUUAUCCGCAUGAACAAUUGUG
This is a messenger RNA of Trichoderma reesei QM6a, 1776 nucleotides long. RefSeq lists its product as uncharacterized. Lineage: Eukaryota; Fungi; Ascomycota; Sordariomycetes; Hypocreales; Hypocreaceae. Gene Ontology annotation, molecular function: succinyl-CoA:3-oxo-acid CoA-transferase activity. The transcript has 3 exons. The record is from RefSeq and is a predicted model, not a curated record. Gene Ontology annotation, biological process: ketone body catabolic process. Bases 1 to 1560 code for a protein of 519 amino acids.